Messenger RNA from Eucalyptus grandis, 711 nucleotides. Its product is annotated as protein phosphatase 1 regulatory subunit INH3. The transcript has a single exon. NCBI's taxonomy places the organism in Eukaryota, Viridiplantae, Streptophyta, Magnoliopsida, Myrtales, Myrtaceae. Gene Ontology annotation, cellular component: nucleus. The record is from RefSeq and is a predicted model, not a curated record. The coding region runs from base 56 to 451 and encodes 131 amino acids. Gene Ontology annotation, molecular function: protein serine/threonine phosphatase inhibitor activity; protein phosphatase 1 binding.
CAUUCCGAUUCCGUCUCAACGCGCAGAGAGAGAGAGAGAGAGAGAGAGAGAGAGAAUGGCUCGAUCCAUGGUCACGAUGACCAACGCCGCCACCGCAUCCCCGAGCGUCACGGCCACCGUCACCGUCACCGUCGAGGACCGCGCUCCGCCUCCCGCUUCUUCCUCCUCCUCCCAAAGCGGCAACACCGCCCUGGUCCUGCGGCUCAAGCGGGUGAACGACAAGAAGAAGAAGGUGACCUGGAAGGAAGGCACCGUCGACAACGAGUUCCUGCAGAAGAAGAGCUCCAAGAAGUGCUGCAUCUUCCACAAGGAGAAGUCCUUCGACGAGGACUGCAGCAGCGACGAGGACGGCGACGCCCCGGAUCACCCGCACCGCCACCCCCACCCCCAUCACGGCGAUGAGCAUCGCUGCGACGGGGGCGCUUCUUGCUCUAACGACGGGGGCAAUUGAAGGUGGCGGUUCGUUUUGGAUUGGUGUCGCGCGGCUUUCCGAGAUCCAGCCGGUGUAUCUGUGCUGCGUAUUCCCCCUCCCCGCCCCCUAAUGUAGCUGAACUUUUUUUUUUUUUUAGGUUUCUUUUUUUCUUUUUCUUUUUGGUUUGCUUGUUUUGGAGGGAGUUGCGUCAUUGACAUUUCUGCUAAUUUCUCUGGCUACGAUGUAAUUGACUGGAUCGCUGGAUGUUGAAUUGAAAUACAUACAGAGUUUUGGAUGAA